Messenger RNA from Phragmites australis (common reed), 1553 nucleotides. RefSeq lists its product as uncharacterized. The transcript has 14 exons. Bases 84 to 1286 code for a protein of 400 amino acids. Lineage: Eukaryota; Viridiplantae; Streptophyta; Magnoliopsida; Poales; Poaceae. The record is from RefSeq and is a predicted model, not a curated record.
GCCUUCGUCGGUGCCAGAGCCCAACGGAGCAAGCAAACCGUUGGUUCAUCAGGGGGUGGCCGGAGCUGUCCCUCUCCCCGGCGAUGGAGGCGGAGGUGGCGGCCCUGUCGCAGCUGCAGCUGCAGCUCCUCGCCCUCGUCUCGGAGCUCCGCCUCCUCCGCGAGCGGGAGCGCGGCGCCCGCGAGGAGCUCCGCGACGCUGGCAAGAGGUGGAAGGAGGCGGAGGAGGAGCGCCGCGGGGAGGCGCGGGAGUUGCGCGCGGAGGUGGCCGCGCGGGACGACGUGAUACGGAGGCUCCAGUCCAGGAUAAAGUGCCUUGAAAAUGAGAAUGAGCUGCUGGAGAAAAACGAAAACAAUUUGAAAGAGAGCAUGGAGGGGCUGCUUCAAUCAAGGGAGGCUUUCAUAAAACAUUAUGAGGACUCUACUUGUUCUAUGCAAUGGACCAUCCAGAUGAAGGAUAAACAGAUUGCCAUAAUUUCAGAAAAGUUGAAUUCCCAUCUUGUUUUAUUUAGCUCGGUAGAAAAGGAAGUUGCUGCAGUGAAACAAGUCCUAGGUGAUGUGCAGUGUCUAGUUGGUGAGAAGGAAAAUGUAGUUGUUGACUUGAAGGAUAAGGUUCAAAGGGUUUCUGUGCUUGAGAAAGAUUUUGUUGACAAACUUAAUUUUCUGGAAAACAAAAUCAGUAGCUACCAGCUUGAACUACGGAGUAGGGCAAGGAUUAUAUAUGAGUUGAAAGGUCGCCUUGAUGCCGAGAAGCUUAACAACAGUUUUCAGCCCCAACUAGAAGAACUUAGAAAAGCUUUAUUGGUGAAGGAUGAGACUAUUGAGAGAUUAACUUCAGAGAAGCAGGCCAUGCAUAUGGAGCUUCAUAACAUGGAAAUUGCUUUGCGUAAAUUUCAAGAUAUAUUCAGUAGUAUCGGGCAUGAGGGAAUGAAAAGCUUUUCACCAGUUUCUGAAAGUCAAGAUGUACAGGACGUGCAUACAGAGCAGCUUGAAAGCAUUCCAGGUACACAAUGUGGUCUACCUAAUGAGCAGACCUUGGUGACUAGAAUUGAUGAACUAGCCACCACUUCUAAUGUAGAACAUCAGGUGGAAAUCAAUCCAGGCAGCACGCAAGUACAAAGUCCACUUAAGUCCCCUGCCUUGCCAUCUCCGGAGCCAUCAACAGCAAAUACAGAACCAGCCGACUGCCCUCUUGAAUCCAAAGGAGAUAUUGACAUGGGUAAUUUAUCUCCCACGCGACCAACAGAUUCUGCAAACCCAGAUCCUAACUCGGAAAAUCAGUCCUGAUACGCAACUGGGGCUCCUUCGACACUGCGAAUUCUGGCACUGUUUGUAUGGCCACUAGCCAGUUAGGUUGUUUGAGAUAUUUUUUUUUGUUCCUCUCGUUUUCUCCCUGUUAACGGGCAGCCUCCUGCUGUCAUUGAGAAGAACAUGAAUGGUAUUAUUUUACAUUGCGCAGCAGCUCGUUCAGUGUCGAUCCUUCCGACGCUAUGAAAGCCCCUCGUAUAUCUGUUACUACGUAAUUAAAGUGCUGGCUUCAGUUGCAUUUUCUUA